Drosophila eugracilis is the source of this 3039-nucleotide messenger RNA. Its product is annotated as autophagy-related protein 13 homolog. Gene Ontology annotation, cellular component: extrinsic component of membrane; Atg1/ULK1 kinase complex; cytosol. The transcript has a single exon. The coding region runs from base 308 to 1885 and encodes 525 amino acids. NCBI's taxonomy places the organism in Eukaryota, Metazoa, Arthropoda, Insecta, Diptera, Drosophilidae. The record is from RefSeq and is a predicted model, not a curated record. Gene Ontology annotation, biological process: piecemeal microautophagy of the nucleus; mitophagy; protein localization to phagophore assembly site.
UUUCUCAAUGGCUAACGCUGACGCUGACUUUAAACGAAAAUAGUGGGAUGGAACUGGCGUACAAACAAUAACACGGAAUCACAGUGAAAGGGCGUUGCACAAAUGACAGUGUUUUUGGCAAAAUGCCCGGUCGAGUUUUAAUUAACGUUUAGCAGUGCCUAGAAAGCAAAGUGCGCGACGCGAAAACAAGAGAACCGCGACAAAACAAAACGCGGAAAUAGAAAAGUGAAAAAAAUCCAAACGCAGACAGCGAACUUUGGACACAGACAAUCGCAAACACACAGGGAAAACAAAGAAAAACGGAAAAAUGUCUGCGCAGCGUCUAAAUGCAGCAGAGCGGGAUCUGGAGAAGUUCAUAAAGUUCUUGGUUUUAAAGUCCACCCAGGUGGUGGUACAAUCCCGACUGGGCGAGAAGAUGCAGACGCAGUGUAAUCCACUGGCGGGCAGCGAUUGGUUCAACAUCGCCGUCCAGGAUCAUCCGGAGGUCCUCGACGAGACCAAGCGGGCCCUUAACCUGAAGGCAGGAGAGAGCAUUUUGCACCGACUGCCACUGUGCGUGGAAAUCUCACUGAAAACUGCCGAGGGUGACCAGAUGGUCCUAGAGGUGUGGUCCCUAGACCUAAUACAACCACAGAACGGUUCCUCCCCAGCCGCAAAUGAUCUGAAUCCCGAGGGUCAGACACUGAAAGCAGCCCACGCCAUCUACAAUCGCAUGGGUAUCAUGCUUAAGUCCCUCAUCUCUCUGACACGCACCACACCCGCUUACAAGUUGUCCCGUCGCCAGUGUCCCGAUUCGUAUGGCAUCUUCUACAGGAUUUAUGUAGAUAGGCCACAGGUUCACACUCUGGGCGAGGGCCACAAGCACGUGAAGAUCGGGCAACUUAGCACGAUUGUGGGCUCGUUGGUCAUGUCCGUUGCGUACCGCACCAAGCUGACUAUCUCACCAACGGCAGCCCAAGCGGAGAGCAACACAAUUAUGCUUAAAUCGGACCACUUUAGACCCGCCACAGAUGCCAGUACUCCUGGGAACCAGCAGCAGCUUCAAAAUGGCACAGCUGUGGCAAAAAAAUUGGGUUUGGGUGGCCUCAACCCUACUCAAGGCUCAGGAGAUCGGCGCUAUAUUGACAUAGAGAAGCCUCUUCGCCCGGGAGCCUUCACUGAUAUGGGCAAACUGAAGCAGUACACGGAGGAUGAUUAUGUGCUGCCGGAAACUCCGCCCUUUGAGUGGCUUUUACGAGGACGCGGCUCUGUGGAGUCCCUCAACCGCCUGGAUAACAAUUCAACCGCCAGUGUGCUCAGCAGCAAUAACAACAAUAAUCCACAGGACAGUAAACUCAACCAGAUCAGCAAUCUUAACAAUAACUCAACGGGUUUUAAAAGUUUCGAGAAAAACUCCGGAAACUCAGUGUCACCCAUUAAGAGCCUGCUGAUCCCCGCCAGCGCUACAACCACGUAUCGUCACCAUUCGGAACCGGUGCUGCAACCACCGCCCGAUGAUGAUAAUUUGCUCAAGGAGCUGCACUUUCCCUUUGCCUCACCCACGUCGCAUGUCAACGAUCUGGCCAAGUUCUACAGAGAAUGCUAUCAUGCGCCACCACUCAAGGGUCUCAACGAACUACAGGCUGAGAUCUCUUCGGCUUCCUCGACCCCUCCAGCAUCUAGUAGUGCCUCCGGCAAAGGAGGAGCAUCGUGUGGUCCAACAGCAGCAGCGACUGCGAUUGCCACCAGCGCCGCUGAUGCUAGUGCUAUGGAUGAUCUUUCCCGGCAAUUGGAGCAGUUCGAGACAUCACUAGAGGAUUACGAUAAAUUGGUCUCGCAAUUUGGACUUACGGGCUCCUCGUCAACGGGCAGCCGCAGCAGUGGUGGCCUCCAAAUGAGCAACUGAGUUGGAAAAUACCCCUAGAAGUGUCAUUAGUUAGUUAUUCUUUAAAAAGGGGCGGUCAAUAUGCAGAGAGGCAAGGAUAAACUGAAAUAUCAAGGACAAUUUUGGGAAAAGAGUUUGGGAAGUAUAGGUCUAAGGUUCAAUUUAUCCUGCAAGAUUUUAAAGUAAAGUAAAAUAUUUAAAGUAGGUCGGAGCCGUCAUUUUAAAGUUAUAAGGAAUGUUAAAUGACGUGAAAUUUUUUGUUAAGAUAGCCUAUUUUCUUAUCAGUUCAGAGGAAUUGUAAUGCAACUUUGUUAGUUCAAAUCGGAUUUGAGACCUAUAGUUCUACUUAAGCUCUUGCUUAAAAUUGUCCAAAGAUUGUCAACUAAAUAAUGGACCCGCCCCACUAUUUAUAUAUGUAUGUCAUUGUGUUAAGUUGAGUUGAUAGGCUGCUAUUUGAUAUUACCCACUAUGUAAAUACUAUAUAUAGGCUUAUGUAGGCUCUAGGUCCGUCUAAGUUGUAUAUAGGAGUAGAGAGCUCAUGUCACGUUUCAAAGUUUCCGAUGCAGCAGUUUAGACCCUAGACACAAAUACAUGAAUAAGUACCACAUGCAUAUGCAUAUAUAUAUAUAUAUAUGGCUAUAUAGCUUUUGCAUAUGGUAGUAAGUUGGGCGUACUCGUCGCUUGUUUGUUUGUUUGUUUCUUUGUUCAAGUGCCUUUCGCCUGCUUGUAAGUGAAAUAUAAAAAAUCAUGUAUAUAAAUAAAUAACUAUAGAUAACAGCAAUUAAUCAGAAAGCUAAAAGGUUUAUUUCUGUUGUAAGUGAGAAAAACCAAACAAAAAAAUGAAAAGCCAGAUGACGAACUGUUCGAUCUAUGCAAAUGCAUAACUACUAAUCGAAAAAGAAGCGAAACUAAUCGAAAGACUUGAAGCAUAACGAAAUAUAUCUAUCCUAACUUAGUUGGUACUGUCGGGAAGUUGAAAAGAACAGCUAGUGUUUUUCUUUUAUCUUUAAUCGUUGGUCGCUGUUGCUUAUUUAUUGGUUUUGAAAUUGCUAAAUUAUGCCUAAAUAUGAGAAUAUCAAUUCGAGUAUACAUUAAAAGUACGCUAAACAAUAUGAGACUAAGUAAAUUUAUACAUAUAAAAAAUGAAUAAAAGCAAUUGUUAAUCAAGACACUAA